UGUUGAAAAAGAACAAGAAUAGAUUAGGUCAAUGAAUAUUGUUGUUGCGACUCCUACCAAGAAUUAAUUUGAUAAUAACUUAGUGAAACAUUAUGGCUAAUUACCGCCAAAGAAACUACAACAUAUAUGACCCAGACGGCGCCGAUGUCUUCCCAGACACGUUGUACACGGGGCCGCCAUCUAGAACGAAAAUUCUCAACGACAACAUGGCUUACCCUGGCAGAACAGACUCCUACUACAGAGGUCAGCAACCACUGGCGUGGUCGUCACCACGAAAACAACAGAUCUCAGACAGUUCUUUUGAGAGAGGUUACAAACAUUCUGACACGGAACCUUCCACAGCGAGACAAUCUGACGAUACCAACAGUGCCAUGAGAGCCAUUGCUGUUCGCUUUGCGGAGAACACGUCGAUGGUGGGUGUGCCGUACAUCCACCACUCCACGGCGUGGUAUGCCAAACUGGCGUGGGUACUCUUCCUGCUGGCCGGGCUGGGAGCCAUGACGUUCCAUCUCUACCAUUUGUCAGAUACGUACUUCGCGUGGCCCAAGCACACCACUGUCGUCCUGGGCUUCGAGAGUCUGAAAUUCCCUGCGAUCACCGUCUGCAACAUCAACCCCGUAAAGAUGUCUCAGCUUUACAGAGGAAGUCCACAGUUUCAGCAACUUCUCGAUUCAGUGAGAGCGGAGAACAUGGCGAAGAGAAUAGAACAGCAACGUCUUGGUGCAGCGAACCCGCCUCUUGAAGGCCAAGCUCCACCACCAGACGUGGGAAAUGGAGGCACAGGAGGCGGAGUGACUGGAGGUACAGACGGUGGGCCAACUGGAGGCGCAGGAGGUGGAGCGACUGGAGGUGCAGGAGGCGGAUCGACUGGAGGCGCAGGAGGUGGAGCGACUGGAAGUGCAGGAGGCGGAUCGACUGGAGGUGCAGAAGGCGGGGCAAAAGGUGGUACAGGAAGCGGAGCGACUGGAGGUACAGACGGUGGCCCAACUGGAGGCGCAGGAGGUGGAGCGACUGGAGGUGCAGGAGGCGGAUCGACUGGAGGUGCAGGAGGCGAGGAAACUGGAGGUACACGAAGCGGAGCGACUGGAAGUACAGGUGGAGCAACUGGAGGUGCAGGAGACGGAUCGACUGGAGGUGCAGGAAGCGGGGAAACAGGAGGUUCAGGAGGAGCGACUGGAGGAGGGGCAACAGGAGGUGCAGGAGGCGGGGCAACUGGAGGUACAGGAGGCGGAGCAACAGGAGGUACAGGAAACGGAGCGACUGGGGGUGCAGGAGGCGGGCAAAAUGGAUCAACAGGAGGUGGGGCAACAGGAGGCGGGGCAACUGGAGAUGCAGGAGGCGGGGCAACAGGAGGUGGAGGUGGUGGAGCAACUGGCGAUGCAGGAAAUGGAAGUACCUCGAAACCACCACCCCGCAAUCGGCGAGAGUCGCGCACUAAGAGAUUUGUCGAGCCAGAUUACAACUACACGAACCCGUACGACGUGCCACCUCCACCGAGACCCGGCGAGGAGGACACGUGGAGGAACCAAGGGAAGAAGAUUGCCCAGGCUCAGAUGGUAGACGAUUUUGUCUCCAUUUAUUCAAGUAUGAAAAGAAAAACGCGAAUUGAGAUGGGUCAUCACAUUAGAGACAUGUUGAUAAAAUGUUCCUUCGCAGGACGGGAAUGCGUUGCUGAAAACUUUACGAUUUCAACCACCACGACAUUUGGGAACUGUUUCACCUUACAAUACGACCAGUUUAUCAGCAGACGAAGUGGUCCACAAGAAGGACUAGAAUUGUGGCUCAAUCUUGAGAAAGCCGAGUUUUUACGAGGAUGGACGAACGGUGACGGACUUCAUCUAGCUGUUCACGAACUCAAAUCUCUACCAAUGGUGGAGCAGGACGGAAUCGCAAUAUCCGCCGGAACUGAAACGUUCGUCGCUCUUCAACUGUUGAACAUUGAGAGACUAGGCCCUCCAUACGGAGAAUGUAACGACGGGGUAGAAUUCCACCAGCUGUAUGGUUUGGUUUACUCCCGACAGGUAUGCCAGAUGUUCUGCGAGCAGAGUCUGAUAAUUGAGUACUGCGGCUGCAUCGACGGCCGACAGGACGAGGUGAACGUGCAGAUGAAGGUCAAAGAGAAGUACUCGCCUUGUCGAGAGUCGGACGACAUCUUGUGUAUGAAUGAAAUAAAACAAGAUUUUGAAUUUAAUAAAAAGACCUGUACAUGUCUGAACCCCUGCAGUGAAACAAAAUACACGAAAACUCUUUCAGCAAGACCAUGGCCUUCAGAAGAAUAUGGGAAAGUGCUGGUGCAAGAAAUGUGUGCUAAAAGGAACAAUGAGACACAGUGUCAGCAAUUUCAAGAUUAUACCCAUCAACAACUGUCGAAAGAUUUUGUAAAGCUGAGCAUAUACUUUGAAGAUUUGAACUACGAAAACAUCACAGAAGUAAUAGACUAUGAGUUAUCCCAGUUCCUGUCUGAUAUCGGAGGAACAAUCGGUCUGUGGAUCGGCUUGUCUGUCCUCAGUCUGUGCGAAGUGGGACAGCUGCUUCUCGAAAUCACCCUCUACUUCUGUAACUGCAAAGGAAAAAAGAAACCACGCAAAAAUGAUUCAAGAAACCACAAAUAAUCGUCUCUCAGAAUAUUUACAAAAUGGUGCAGGCAAAAUUAUAUGUUUACCGUGUAGUCACAAUAUUUAUUGUAAAAAUUAACAAACAACAAUACAAAACAUGAUCAGUAUAAUAUAUCCAUCUAUGACCAAUACAUGUUAACAGGAAGGGUCAGUGUUAAUUAUUCUUUUAGGUUAAUAGUCGCUGUAAUGGCUAAUCUCUCGUCGAAAGAGACAGUGAGGCAGACAGAGAGAAAGAAAAAGGCAGAAAACAUAUAGAGGGGUGUGGGGGAGGGCAGGCGUCCGCAUGUUAUGUACAGCCAUAAAAUUGUACAUACCCGUGUA
Messenger RNA from Gigantopelta aegis, 2936 nucleotides. RefSeq names its product degenerin unc-8-like. Gene Ontology annotation, cellular component: membrane. Gene Ontology annotation, molecular function: ligand-gated sodium channel activity. The record is from RefSeq and is a predicted model, not a curated record. NCBI's taxonomy places the organism in Eukaryota, Metazoa, Mollusca, Gastropoda, Neomphalida, Peltospiridae. Gene Ontology annotation, biological process: sodium ion transmembrane transport. Bases 93 to 2612 code for a protein of 839 amino acids. The transcript has 13 exons.